GAAGAAUAUAUUAAUAAAAACGUUCUCAUAAAUGGAAGAAUUGAAUUCUAAGCAAAGUUUAGGGAAAUGCUGGCAUAUGGAAUUAAUAGAAUUUAUCUAGAGAGCUAUGAUUUCACAAUCGAACCUAAUAUUAUUUAUAGAUAGACAAUGUGAUCAAUUGAUCCGUUCUUAAUAGUAGCAGCUCCAGAAAUUUCAAAUCUUCCAACAGUAUGAAAUUAGUAGAUAUUCCACCUGAAUUAUUCUCCUUACGUCAUAAAGCCUCCAACAAAAAACACGUUACGUUUAUUAAAACAUACUGGCACCUAAAUUGACCGUAUGACGAAAAAAAAGUAGGUCUCCUUUGACGCAUCGAGUGCAAUUUUGCGAAUAUGAGAAAUUUGCUGAUGCUGCAAUAUCUGAUCCAAACACUCGUUACGACAUCAUGCGUCCACGUGCAUUAUAUAUCUUGUGGUGCGAGGGAAGGCUAACUAACAUUUGACUGGAGCACUUUCUGGAACGAGUAUUAAAAAAAAAAAGGCAACAUGCGACUGACGACACUCUUCAUUUUUAUGUGCGUUUACUACGUUCGUGCAAAAAAAACCGAUAAUUCGACUGAAAUUGCUAAGGAAAAAAAAUCAGCAAAAGAUGAUGCUUCCGUCGGAUGUGUCUGUGGCGUUUUUCUCACCGGACAAAUGAAGCGAGGAAGUAAAGAUCCACCCAAUGGAAAUCCUGCGCUUUUGCAUGAACACGGAGAUGCCUUUGCGUGUACAAACCUUGGAAACAAACUCUGUACAAAUAAAUGCCUCGAUGCUAUUGUGAAACAUCUUCCCAAUAGUCCGACGAUUUUGUGUGGAGCGAUCGAUCGUGAUGCCUACAAAGAAAGAGCUUAUCUUUUCAUCAAGAACUGUAAGGACGAAUGGAUAAAUACGAAUCUAUCGGCAGGACGAGAAUAUUGUUGCAAGGACUCCGUGCCAUACAAAUGUCCCAUAAUGAGUUGAGCAUAAAAAAUAUUUGUACACUUUUUUAUACACUUUUUUGAAGCAAAAAUGGUUUUGACUUAAAAAUCAAUAAAUGUCUCGACCGAA
Venturia canescens is the source of this 1064-nucleotide messenger RNA. RefSeq names its product Follicle cell protein 3C (gene Fcp3C). The record is from RefSeq and is a predicted model, not a curated record. The coding region runs from base 522 to 977 and encodes 151 amino acids. NCBI's taxonomy places the organism in Eukaryota, Metazoa, Arthropoda, Insecta, Hymenoptera, Ichneumonidae. The transcript has 4 exons.